AGAAAAUACUAGUGGCCACAAAAUUAAAAGCUUAAACCCAUAAUUCUUUUAUCUUCUUAAGCCCUAAUUCCCCUUCUCCGUCGUCUGCAUCUUCAAUUCCAGAGUUUGGCGACACAUUCAAGAAAAGGUAUUUACUUUCUCUAUCUCCCUUCUCUCGGUCGUCCGGCGUUAAACCGCCGUCACCGCCGCUUCCCGCCUUCUCCGGUCGCGCAUGUCCACUCGCCGCCUCGGAGAGCCUCCCUCCUAGCGCUGCAAGCAGCAGUACGGGACUGCACCGCCCUCGCCUAGCCUUCUCCAUCGCCCCGCCCUGCCUUCUUUGGCCUCGGCGCCUCCGUCCGGCCACUCCGCAGUAGCAGCAGUUUCCAACAGCAGCCGUGAGAAUGUCCUCCUCCACCCGGCGGAUUUUGGGUUUGGAGCAGAGAAGGAAGCAACAGAAGAUGAAGAAAAAGGAACCAAAAAUGAUUAAGGACGAGCGAUUUGCUUCAGCGCAGUCAGACCCUCGCUUCAUGGAAGCUCCGAAGAGGCAUUCCAAAGUCACAAUUGACUCUCGCUUCCAACGCAUAUUCACCGACCGCAGCUUCGUCUCCUCUCGUGCUCCCGUAGACAAGCGAGGCAGACCAAAAACUAACAACGCCUCCUCUUCAUCUCUCGCUCAUUACUACCGUCUCCAAGAAGAAAAUGACCCAGAAAUAGAUGCUGCCCAAGUCGACCAAAUUGGUAAUCCAGCUGAAAGUAAAAGUGGAUUUGAAAAUUUGAGGACCCUUGAGAAGGAUGACAACGAUGAUGAUGAUGAUGAUGAUGAUGGGCAGAGUGUGGACGAGUCUUCAUCCACCACCAGUACUACUGACUCAGAUGAUGAUAAUUAUAUGGAUUCAGGGGAAGAAGAUACCCUUAUGCUGCAGGAGAAUAAUGUACCCGAAAUCGACAGUGAAACACGAAGGCUAGCUGUUGUCAAUCUCGACUGGAGUCAAGUCAGGGCUGUUGAUUUGUAUGUCUUGUUAACUUCAUUUCUUCCUAAAGGGGGUCAAAUUUUGUCUGUAUCUGUAUAUCCAUCCGAGUUUGGACUCAAGCGCAUGGAAGAGGAGGCAGUCCGCGGACCUGUUGGAUUAUUUGAUGAUGAGGAUAAGCAUGAUGAUGUUGAUGAUGAUGAUGAUGAGAUUGACCAAAGUAAGCUACGUGCUUAUGAGUUAAGUAGGCUAAGGUAUUAUUAUGCUGUUGUAGAAUGUGAUUCAGUUGCAACGGCAGAUUAUCUUUAUAAAACUUGUGAUGGAGUAGAGUUUGAAAGAUCAGCUAAUAAGUUGGACUUGAGAUUUGUCCCAGAUUCAAUGGAUUUUAAGCAUCAGCCACGUGAUGUUGCAACUGAGGUACCGGCAGAUUAUGAAGGUUUAGAUUUUCAAACUCGAGCGCUGCAACAUAGCAACAUUCAUCUCACAUGGGAUGAAGAUGAACCACAACGAGCAAAGACCUUGAAGAGAAAACUUAAUGAUGGACAGAUAGCUGAGUUGGAACUAAAAGAGUAUUUAGCAUCUGAUGAGAGUGAAUCAGAUGAGGAUAACAAUGAAGAUGACGUUGAAGACAAGUCUGAAAAGAAGCGAGAUAAGUACCGUGCCCUAAUCCAGACAAGGGAUGGCUUUGAUGAGGAUGAAGAAGAUGAUAAUGGGCAUGACAUGGAGGUUACUUUUAGUUCUGGAUUAGAAGAAAUAAGCAAACGCAUUUCAGAAAAGAAGAAUAAGAAAUCAGAAACUGUUUGGGAGGCGUACCUCAGAAAGAGAAAAGAGAAAAAGAAUGCUUCGAAGAAAGGGCCAAAAUAUGCUUCAGAUGAUGAGAGUAGUGACACUGAUGAAGAAGCUGCAGAAGAAGCAGCAGAUGACUUUUUUGUUGAAGAUACUACUCCAGCUGAGGAAAAUAAGGGCAGUGGUGUGACAAGGAAGAGGGUGAAUAAAAGCGAAGAAGCGAGCAUAGCAGAACUGGAGUUGUUAACUGCUGAUGAUACCAAUUUAAAGGGCUACAACAUCAAACCUAAGAAGCGCAAAGGGAAUAAAGGGAAUGAUGAGGGAAAGAUACCAACAGUCGAUUAUCAAGAUCCGCGCUUUUCAGCUUUGUUUACCUCCCCACUCUAUGCUCCGGACCCAACUGAUCCUCAAUAUAAAAGGAGUGCAGCUUAUCAUCGACAGAAGCAGAACAAGUCUACUCGGACAAGGGACUAAUAAUCCCAAAGAGGAAAACAAAUUCAAAACAUACUACCACAAAAGCAUGGUUGUGUUUUGCUUUUGCUACUUUAUUGUAUUAUUAUGAAGACGCAUGCUUUUAAUUAAUUAAGAGCAUUUGUUAGAUAUAUUCUUUCUUCUAUGUACAAGUUCAACGCAUACUUGAAUGUCUGACCUUCAAUGUUUUAUUUUCAUUUAUUUGUUUGCAA
Messenger RNA from Salvia miltiorrhiza (redroot sage), 2416 nucleotides. Its product is annotated as pre-rRNA-processing protein esf1-like. The record is from RefSeq and is a predicted model, not a curated record. The transcript has 8 exons. Gene Ontology annotation, biological process: rRNA processing. Gene Ontology annotation, molecular function: RNA binding. Gene Ontology annotation, cellular component: nucleus. NCBI's taxonomy places the organism in Eukaryota, Viridiplantae, Streptophyta, Magnoliopsida, Lamiales, Lamiaceae. Bases 381 to 2207 code for a protein of 608 amino acids.